AUGAGAAAUGUAGGCUUGAAGGAUAAGCCUCGGUGUCCAUGUAUUGAUUGCUUGACCGACAAAAAACAUACGAUCCACAUUGUUAGGAUUCAUUUGAUUCGAAGAGGGAUAUCUCUUUCUUACAAGACCUGGGUGCACCAUGGGGAACUUGUUCCUGUGGUUGAACCUCUCAUACCGAAUGAACGUCACCAUGACAUAUAUAGUGAAAUUGUAGGGGAAGAUCAGGAUGACGGGGAUGAUUUGCCUACUAUGUUGGAAGAGGUUUGUAGGGGUUUUGCAAUGGAUGAUGAAGGGGAUGAAUUACCUGCUACUUUUGAGAGUGUGGAUGGGCGAAACUUUGAUAAGUUAUUUGAAGAUGCUCAACGUAAACUAUACCUGGAAUGCACAAGGUUCACUGUGUUGUCAUUUAUUAUUAAGAUGCUUCACAUUAAGGUGUACAACAAGUGGAGCAAUAAGUUAUUUGAUAUGGUUAUGAAAGUUUUCAAGGACACUCUACCUGAGUGUGAUGAGACUGUUCCAUGGACCAUAUAUGCUGCGAAAAGAUUCUUAUGUGACUUAGGUUUGGGCUACGUUCCCAUUCAUGCUUGUAGGUAUGAUUGUGUACUAUUUUGGAAGGAGCAUGCAAAUCUUGAUAAUUGCCCCAAGUGUGAAGAGCCUAGAUACAAGUUGGACAACGGAAAGGGUAAAAAGAUCCCUCACAAGAUAUUGAGGUACUUUCCAUUGACACCAAGAUUGAAGAGAUUGUAUAUGUCCAAGAAAACCGCUACAGAUAUGAGAUGGCACAAGGAGAAACAUGUGGAUGAUGGAAUCUUGAGGCAUCCAGCUAAUGCUGAGGCAUGGAAAGACUUUGAUCGGCAACAUCCUAUGUUCGCCAUGGAUCCACGAAAUGUAAGGCUAGGGCUCGCCAGCGAUGGUUUCAAUCCAUUCGAAAAUAUGAGCACAUCAUACAGUAUGCGGCCCGUUAUCCUAAUGCCUUACAACCUCCCACCAUGGAAGUGUAUGAAAGAGCCUUUCUCCAUAAUGCCAUUGCUUAUUCCUGGACGAUCGGCUCCUGGAAGAGAUAUCAAUGUUUACUUACGGCCAUUGAUUAAGGAGUUGAAGGAGUCAUGGGGGGAUGGGGUGCGAACUUAUGAUGCGAAAAACGAAGAGUCAUUUAGAAUACAUGCUGCACUAAUGUGGACCAUCAACGACUUCCCUGCAUAUGGUAACAUGUCCGGGUGGACUACUAAAGGUUAUUUGGCUUGUCCCACAUGUAAUGAGGACGCAUCAUCACAAAGGUUAACAAGUAAGAUAGGGUACAUGGGUGCUCGUCGUUACUUGCCCGAGAACCACAGAUGGCGAAGGAGCAAGUUGUUUAAUGGACAAAGUGAGGUUAGAUGCAGACCGUUGGAGUUAUCAGGGGAGCAAAUAUUAGAGCAAAUUCAAACUGGGACAUACAAGCCGUUUGGAAAACAUCCAAAUAACAGGAAAAGACAAAGGGACGAAAAUCCAGUGUUGAAUUGGGCAAAGAGAAGCAUUAUGUUUGAAUUGCCUUACUGGAAGACGCUUAAGUUUCGACACAACAUUGAUGUCAUGCACAUAGAGAAGAACAUUUGUGACAAUUUGAUGGGGACAUUAUUAAAUGUGGAUGGGAAGAACAAGGACAUAGAAAAAGCACGGAUUGAUUUAGCAAAUUUAAAAAUUCGGAAGGAGUUACACCUACAGAGUCAUGGUGAUGGGUCAUUUGUGAAGCCUCCAGCUGUGUACGCAUUAUCUACGAAAGAAACACAAGGCUUUGGUGCUUUUUUGAAAUCAAUAAAGUAUCCCGAUGGUUAUGAAGCAAACAUCUCCAAUUGCGUGAAUACUGACAGUGGCAAAAUCUCAGGCCUCAAAAGUCAUGAUUGUCAUGUGCUUGUACACCGACUACUUCCAGUUGGGAUGCGCAGGUAUCUUAACAAUGAAAUUGGUACGACUUUGUUUGAGUUAGGAAAUUUCUUCCAACAACAAUGUUCAAAGACGUUGAAGGUGACAGAUUUACAGAAGCUAGAGGAUCAAAUCAUACUUGUACUUUGCAAGCUUGAGAAGAUUUUUCCUCCAGCUUUCUUUGAUGUCAUGGUUCACUUGGUUGUUCAUUUGCCGCGCGAGGCAAUACUUGGAGGGCCAGUGCAACAUCGAUGGAUGUACCCAAUUGAAUGGCUACUUGGAAUGCUAAAAGGAUUUGUUGCCAAUAAAGCUCAUCCUGAAGGAUCAAUUGCGGAGGCGUACAUUUCCAAAGAGUGUACAACUUUAUGCUCGAUGUAUCUUGAUGGAUUUGAAACAGUGUUUAAUCGAGAAGAAAGGAAUGAUGACGGCGGUGAUCACGGCUUGGGGUUAGCCAUAUUCUCUCAAAAAGUUUAUCCAUUUGGUCUAAUCAGUAGGGCACCAGAUGUGCCUAUCCACGAACGAGAGAUGGCUUAG
Molecule: messenger RNA, 2436 nt
Organism: Camellia sinensis
Lineage: Eukaryota; Viridiplantae; Streptophyta; Magnoliopsida; Ericales; Theaceae
Source: RefSeq, a predicted model, not a curated record